Malaya genurostris is the source of this 1126-nucleotide messenger RNA. It is a transcript of the gene Rab18, whose product is annotated as ras-related protein Rab-18. The record is from RefSeq and is a predicted model, not a curated record. NCBI's taxonomy places the organism in Eukaryota, Metazoa, Arthropoda, Insecta, Diptera, Culicidae. The transcript has 4 exons. Gene Ontology annotation, molecular function: GTPase activity; GTP binding. The coding region runs from base 186 to 788 and encodes 200 amino acids.
UUUUUUAAAUCAAAUCAGAACAAACAAAAAACUAGACCCGAGCAUCGAAUGAGAAAUCUUUGCAAAUAGUAAAUAGAAUUGAAUAAUAAAAUAGUGAAUUUUGUUUUAAUAUUUUAUCAAGUGUACAUAACCUCUGGUCUUUGAAUUAUUUGGAUAAAGUUUUCUGUUUAGCUAGUUAUAACAUAAUGCAGCACGAACAUAUUCUAGCUACAUUCAAAAUUCUAAUUAUAGGAGAAAGCGGAGUUGGGAAAUCCAGCCUUAUGUUCCGAUUCACAGAAAAUGAUUUUGAUAAGGAUCAAGCGCUAACAAUCGGUGUGGAUUUCAAAACCAAAAUAGUCGAUAUUGAUAAUGUUAAAGUUAAGUUAGCCAUUUGGGAUACUGCGGGACAGGAGCGCUUCCGAACACUUACACCUAGCUAUUACAGAGAUGCUCAAGGUGCAAUCCUAGUAUAUGAUGUUACAAAGAAGGAAACAUUUCAAAAGCUGGAAUCAUGGCUCAAUGAGCUUGAAAUCUAUGGUACACGAAACAAUAUGGCAAAAAUGAUAGUGGGGAACAAAAUUGACUUUGUUGAUCGAAGCAUCAGUCGAGAUGAAGGAUUUAAAUUUGCUAAAAAACACCGAACGAUGUUCAUUGAAACAUCCGCCAAAACCAGCGAAGGAGUUAAGGAAGCAUUCGAAGAAGUAGUCAGAAAAAUUAUGGAAACGGAUGGCCUUUGGGAGCGCAAUGAAUACGGUGAUGGUUUGGACCUGAAUAGUAGAGGGCAGUCUACAGGAUCGUGUUCUUGUUAACUUAUAAUCAUUCACAAAAUACUUUAGAGUAUACUAAUUAAGCCAUAUUUAAUUUUUUUCCUUGUUUAUCAUAUCAUCUAUUUUGUGGAUUCAAAUCAAUCUAACAAUGAUCAGGUAGACAAAUGAUGCGUCAUAGUGAAUUACACUGUUUUUCACCGAUAUUUUGAACUAUGUUAGGUUAAAAAUAAAACUAAUUUCUUGCAUGUAAAAACAGGUUUUAGUAGAAAUAGGACACAGUCAAACGUAAUAAAUAUUGCCAGUAGUUCAACUUUUUUUAAACAUUGUAAUGGGGUCCAGCCUACAAAUAUCGAAGGAUAAAGCUUGUCAAUAACUAUAAA